UAUGUGUCGGAAGCUUGCCAAAUGUUGCGUCUACUUGGUCAAGGCCGUUUCGCUCAGGUCUGGUUGGCGAAACUAGAACCCUCGACUGGAACAGAUUCCGGUUUGGAUAUAUCACAUCGGUCACCCUAUUCAGAUCCGUUGAGUGAUAGUUUAUUACUACCCGACGCUUCUCAGCCGAAUGACUCAAAUGGUCGCUCGUCUCCUCCCAACUCUACAGACACUCAAUCCCGUUUGGUUGCCGUGAAAAUUUUCCCUGCCGCUGAACAACGAACCUGGGCAAACGAAGCCGCGGUGUUUAGAAUUCUUCGGUCCACUAUCACCCGAUCUGCUUCUGAAAUUGAUACCUGUUACCACUUGAUUCGCCUGUCUGGUGCAGGAAAAGUACACAACGAAUAUCGUCUUGUGUUGGAAUAUGCUCCACGAGGUAGUUUGCGGGACUUGUUAGAUCGAGGGGAAUGGUACCCGUUACAGUUAGUGCUAAAUUUGGCGCGUGACAUGGUUCGCGGUCUGUGCUACUUGCAUGCCGAUUAUCCGACAGUAGAUCGACCUUCGAUUGCACAUCGGGAUGUGAAACCGGAGAACGUACUGAUUCGGUCAGAUGGAUCGGCUUGUCUAUCAGACUUCGGCCAGUCUGUGGUUCUCGAUACCCGUUUAAGUGACGAAGUGGUCCGAUCUGAUCGAACCGGUCCGGCCGCCGCCGCCACAACGACCACCAUGUUGUCCAACAAUCUGGUCAGUUGUGGAACAAACUUUGACGCAGUCCCUAAGGUGAGUUGA
Messenger RNA from Echinostoma caproni, 777 nucleotides. The record is from the annotation of a GenBank genome assembly. NCBI's taxonomy places the organism in Eukaryota, Metazoa, Platyhelminthes, Trematoda, Plagiorchiida, Echinostomatidae.